CGAUGACGUCACCAUCAGCCGUGCUUGAUUGACCAGUCGAAUCCUCGGCUGUUUGCGCCAACGUGCCUCCAGUCUCCAAUCAUCUCCAAGCUCCAUUACGAAUCUUCAACGAUUUUGGCGAGGCCGCGGAACCAGAUCAAGCUGCAUGCAACGCAACGGUACAACCCUGCCGCACGCUCUACUACCAUUCUGCCUGUACGCCGAAUCUCGGCGAUUCAUCAAGACUAGCGUAGACUGCAUUGGAGACGCCGCAGGUCGUUUGCCCCGGGCAAGCAAGCAAUACCUAAAGACGCAGCUAUGGCUUCCAGUUUCAAUGUCCUCCGGCAGCCUCUGAAGCUCUUCUCCCAGCAGCCCAUGACGGGUUACUUCCGCGACGGCUACUGCCGGACCACGACCGCAGCCAAUGGUGCCCCCGGCGGGCCGGUCAUGUCGGACCCGGGCAACCACGCAGUCGCGGGCGUCGUGACGGACGAGUUCCUCGACUUCUCGGCCUCGCGGGGCAACGACCUGCGCAGCGUCGGCCUCAUGGGCGGCUGCAGGUGGUGCCUCUGCACGGCGCGCUGGCUCGAGGCGUACCAGGCCUACCGCGCGGGCAAGAUCAGCGAGAUGGGCGUCCCGAGGGUGGACCUGGAGUCUACCGAGGACUCGGCGCUGCGCAAGGUGGAUCUGGAGACGCUGAGGCGGUUUGAGGUCAGGCAUCGGGAUGCGUAAAUCGUGGGUUCGCAAGAUGAGGGGAUUUGUAGGUCGCGUGUGGAGUGACGGGGAUCAUAGCAGUUGCAGACGGCAGGGAUACCAGAUUGGCAUACAGGAUGGUUGAAAGCACACAGAAGAGGUCAUUGCCGCCGUCGUGGCCGAGUUCGUGAUAAUCUUCCGCCGCUGAUUCUCCUCAUCACCAACCACACCUCACCAAUGCGGUGCACAUAUUAUGCAAGAUACAACUGAUAAAAUGCUUCGAAAGUGCC
Molecule: messenger RNA, 962 nt
Organism: Microdochium trichocladiopsis
Lineage: Eukaryota; Fungi; Ascomycota; Sordariomycetes; Xylariales; Microdochiaceae
Exons: 2
Coding region: 298-711 (137 amino acids)
Source: RefSeq, a predicted model, not a curated record